CUUUCUGUCUGUUGUUAGUAUGAGAGUGCUAACUGAACAAAUAAAGUAGUUACUCAAUGGCUCCUCCAAGUGCCUUAACUUGGUCCCUUUUGGUGAGCAUGAGAACUAACUUUUUUUUUCCUGUAUGGAUACAAGUUUUGCAAGGACUUAUUCUCCAUCUUGGAUGAAUACUAUGUGAGAGAGGCAAAUAAAGUUCUAUUAUUUUGAGAUUCUUUUCAAUGAGUUAUACACUACUUUCAUGCUUUUUCACUUUCUAAUACAUCAGUGUUCUUAUUUGUGUAUGGGAAAUCACAAACCUUAUUUGUUUAAAAUAUUCUAUUUGCCAAGGUAUGUACACUACAUCCAUUUGUUGGAUAUUAUCUUCAUCUUUUGGAAAUUAAUUAUUAAUAAAAGAUGAACAUAGUUCGUGUUAGUAUAAUUGACUUAUUUGGGGCAUUAAAUUGGUUUAGUCGUGUGUUGUGUGUGUGUGUGUGGGGUAGCCGCGUGUGGGUGUUUGAUUUGGCCUCCAUUUAGCCGCGUUUGAAUUAGAGCAAGGGUUGAACCAAAUACAAAUUUGGUCCAGUCCAAGGAAGAAACUUUGUUUAGUUUUUAAGUUAGCGUUUUCCAUUCAGAUGAUUAGUAGUUGUGCCAACUGCCUUCUUAUCCUGCUUGUGCAACCUUUCCCUUUGCUGAAACCCUCUCCUUGGUGGCACCCACCCCUCUCAAUCUCUCCUCUACCUCACACAAAAGCUCUUCUCUUGCAAGCCUUCUCAUCCCUAAUGGGCUGGCAGUUCUUUUCAAGGCAGCGAGCAUAGAGGAACAAUGACAAUGAAGAGAUUCUCCUCAUCAAAUCAAGGUCAGCAGUAAUUGGGGAGAUUUCAGCGGUUUCCUCCAAGCGCUGACACUCAAUCAUCCUUGUGAUUUGGGCUUUAGUGUUGUUCAAGAGUUGAUCUUAGGGACUAAUAUUGCUAUUUUUGAGGCACGUCACUAAGUGUAGGGAAGUCUACAAUUCUAACAAUGUUGACUGGAACACAUUCAGAAGCUGCAUCCUAUGAGUUCACAACUCUCACUUGCAUACCAGGAAUUAUUCACUACAAUGAUACCAAAAUCCAACUUCUAGAUCUUCCAGGAAUCAUUGAAGGGGCUUCAGAAGGCAAGGGACGUGGGAGGCAGGUUAUUGCUGUUUCCAAGUCCUCUGACAUUGUGUUGAUGGUCCUUGAUGCUUCAAAAAGUGAGGGACAUAGGCAAAUAUUAACAAAAGAACUGGAAGCUGUUGGCCUAAGAUUAAACAAGAGGCCACCUCAGAUAUAUUUCAAAAAGAAAAAGACUGGUGGCAUUUCCUUCAAUAGUACAUGUGCUUUAACUCAUGUUGAUGAGAAGCUUUGCUAUCAAAUUCUGCACGAGUACAAAAUACACAAUGCAGAGGUGCUAUUCCGUGAGGAUGCUACUGUGGAUGACUUUAUUGAUGUCAUUGAAGGGAACAGGAAAUACAUGAAGUGUGUAUAUGUUUAUAACAAGAUUGAUGUUAUAGGCAUUGAUGAUGUUGACAGACUUGCCCGCCAACCAAAUUCGGUUGUCAUAAGCUGUAACUUAAAGCUUAAUUUAGAUAGAUUAUUAGCUAGGAUGUGGGAGGAAAUGGGUCUUGUAAGAGUGUACACAAAACCUCAAGGUCAACAGCCGGAUUUUACUGAUCCUGUGGUCCUCUCUACUGAUAGAGGAGGAUGUACAGUGGAAGAUUUCUGUAAUCAUAUACAUCGAAGCUUAAUCAAAGAUGUGAAAUAUGUGCUUGUUUGGGGAACCAGUGCUCGGCAUUAUCCACAGCACUGUGGUCUUCAACACGUUCUUCAAGAUGAGGACGUAGUUCAAAUAGUCAAGAAGAAGGAAAAGGAAGAAGGGGGGAGAGGCCGGUUUAAAUCGCACACGACUGGCCCAGCUCGAAUAUCUGACAGAGAAAAGAAGGCUCCUCUUAAAACAUAAAGCUGUUUUCAUCUGUAGACAACAGUUGAUCGGGUUUCCGUCUAGGCAUGGAAUUGAAAUUCCAUUAUGAAAGCAUGCAGUAGAGGCUCUUGAACCUCAGCUGAGAAUUAUCAGGGAGCUGUUAUCAGAAGCAUCUAUAUUUAGCAGUGCCCUUGUUACGUCUUCAGACCUACCUAUUUUGAUGUAAUAUUAGGAGAAUGUUUUUUUUAUUAUUAAAAAAAAGCGUGAACUCUAUUUUCCCAAUAAUUUGCUACUGUAUUGGGAGGAUUUCUCAAAUUUUUUUUUUCUUUUUGACCUGAAAAAUUAGGAUUUCACUGUUUAACAAUAAUCCUUCAUGAUACUCAACUCGAUUAUUUGAUCCUUCGUGCUGAAUUAUUCGAGCUUA
Zingiber officinale is the source of this 2341-nucleotide messenger RNA. Its product is annotated as developmentally-regulated G-protein 2. The transcript has 11 exons. NCBI's taxonomy places the organism in Eukaryota, Viridiplantae, Streptophyta, Magnoliopsida, Zingiberales, Zingiberaceae. Gene Ontology annotation, molecular function: GTP binding; GTPase activity. The record is from RefSeq and is a predicted model, not a curated record. Gene Ontology annotation, cellular component: cytoplasm. Bases 997 to 1956 code for a protein of 319 amino acids. Gene Ontology annotation, biological process: cytoplasmic translation.